This is a messenger RNA of Gossypium raimondii (Peruvian cotton), 770 nucleotides long. Its product is annotated as ethylene-response factor C3. Gene Ontology annotation, molecular function: DNA binding; DNA-binding transcription factor activity. NCBI's taxonomy places the organism in Eukaryota, Viridiplantae, Streptophyta, Magnoliopsida, Malvales, Malvaceae. The coding region runs from base 19 to 675 and encodes 218 amino acids. The transcript has a single exon. The record is from RefSeq and is a predicted model, not a curated record. Gene Ontology annotation, biological process: ethylene-activated signaling pathway; regulation of DNA-templated transcription.
CAAACAGAACGGCCUUCAAUGGAGGAGUUCUUUCAAUAUCAUGCAAGCUCUCAAUCACUGUUUCGAUUGCCGUCGCCGUCGACGGAGACUUUGCCAGGCUUCUGGGAUGAGCUUCUUCUCAACUUCAAUGACUUCGAAGAAAUGGUUUGGGAUGAUAUGGCUGCGGCGGCCCUGGAUAAGUCCAAGAACUCCGAUAAUGGCGUAAAGGAAGAAGGUGUCACAUCGGAUAUUCCUAAAAUGGAAGAGUUACCCAAGGAAGAGAAAGCUUACAGAGGUGUAAGGAAGCGACCGUGGGGGAAAUACGCGGCUGAGAUUAGGGAUUCAACGAGAAAUGGAGUUAGGGUUUGGCUUGGAACAUUCGACAGUCCCGAAGCCGCCGCUUUAGCUUACGACCAAGCGGCGUUUUCGACGAGAGGACCAUCGGCGACGCUCAAUUUCCCGGUGGAAGUCGUCAGGGAAUCGCUUCGGAGCAUUAAGUACCGAUGCGACGAAGGGUGCUCGCCGGUGUUGGCGCUGAAGAAAAGACACUGUUUAAGGAAAAGAUCGAAGAAGAAUAAGAUGGUGAGCCCGCAAAAGGAGGUAAUUUCAAGAGAGACACGACAACAAAAGAACUUGGUCGUGUUGGAAGAUUUAGGAUCUGACUACUUGGAACAACUUCUAACUUGUUCAUCUUGAAACCUCACUCAGGUUCUUUUGUUUCAUAUAUAUAUAUAUACCCGUUUCUUCACUUUCAAACAAUAUUGUUCUUAGUUCUUCUUGGUUUCAUUGAA